This is a messenger RNA of Nomascus leucogenys (northern white-cheeked gibbon), 9104 nucleotides long. Lineage: Eukaryota; Metazoa; Chordata; Mammalia; Primates; Hylobatidae. The record is from RefSeq and is a predicted model, not a curated record.
ACUUUGCACUCUCCUCUAGCGGCCGCCUGUCCUUUUUAAGGAACUCCACCCUAGGUGGAGUCCUCACGAUAGUCACACCUCUCCUUUGGGCCUAGCAGGGCCAGAGAAAGACGGAAUCACUCUACCCACUCAGGUUGCCCAGAGAGCACUUUAGGUUCUGACCCGCGUGGGGCGCGAGGUCCCGCGUGGGGCGCGAGGUCCCCCGUGGGGCAGCUAGGUGCCUCCAAGAAACCCCGCCCCAGAGGACCCGCACGAGUUGCUGCCAUUUUUCGCUGAAGCCCCUGCCCUGGGGCUGGUGUUCUCUAUGAUUCUACCAAUCGUCGGCAUUUUUUUCCUCCCUUCUUUCUUUUUAGGAAGGCGCUGGGGUGUGCGGCGGCAACGGCGGCGGUGAAGGGAUCCUCUUGUGGUAUCUCCUCGUGGGUUCCUGUCUUGAAGGAUUUCUUCUCCGCCUCAACUUUGUGUUCAAGAAGUGCUUUGGGGAUUGGGUUGGUUUUCAUAGCCCCCACCCCCGGCCCUCUCCUUUUAAAGGGUGUGUGGAGUUCAGAGAAUGGGUGGAGAGCGGGCUUGGCCGGAACUGAAUUGGUGGAGGUAAAAGGGGAACGGAGGACCUUAAGCUCUGGCCACUUCGGCCCAGCGAACCCACUUUAUUUUUGUCCAAGGAAAAACUGCAGGGAGGAGGAUUCUUUUUAGGAAGUCUACUCUGCCGGCCCCUGAUUUUUGGGUUGGAUGCUUGAGAGCUUUGUUUCCCUUGUUCCGAGAGUGGCCCAGCUGGGUCUGAAUCCACUCCCUCCCCUUUCGAUCCCCUCCUCAUUUUCCAGCCCGGAGAAAUAGGGGAGUGGGGGCCCAAGAACAGGAAGACGAGAACGCGUCGCCCUGCGCUAUGUCAGAAUGGGGCGGGUGUGAGGGGAACAGCUCUCUUGCGAUCAGCUCAGGAGUAUGAGCCUCCCGGAGGACGGCAUGAGUUCUGGACACUUCAGGAGUCCUCAGCUAGUGACAUGGUCGAUAUGGAUAAACUCAUAAACAACUUGGAGGUCCAACUUAAUUCAGAAGGUGGCUCAAUGCAGGUAUUCAAGCAGGUCACUGCUUCUGUUCGGAACAGAGAUCCCCCUGAGAUAGAAUACAGAAGUAAUAUGACUUCUCCAACACUCCUGGAUGCCAACCCCAUGGAGAACCCAGCACUGUUUAAUGACAUCAAGAUUGAGCCCCCAGAAGAACUUUUGGCUAGUGAUUUCAGCCUGCCCCAAGUGGAACCAGUUGACCUCUCCUUUCACAAGCCCAAGGCUCCUCUCCAGCCUGCUAGCAUGCUACAAGCUCCAAUACGUCCCCCCAAGCCACAGUCUUCUCCCCAGACCCUUGUGGUGUCCACGUCAACAUCUGACAUGAGCACUUCAGCAAACAUUCCUACUGUUCUGACCCCAGGCUCUGUCCUGACCUCCUCUCAAAGCACUGGUGGCCAGCAGAUCUUACAUGUCAUUCACACUAUCCCCUCAGUCAGUCUGCCAAAUAAGAUGGGUGGCCUGAAGACCAUCCCAGUGGUAGUGCAGUCUCUGCCCAUGGUAUAUACUACUUUGCCUGCAGAUGGGGGCCCUGCAGCCAUUACAGUCCCACUCAUUGGAGGAGAUGGUAAAAAUGCUGGAUCAGUGAAAGUUGACCCCACCUCCAUGUCUCCACUGGAAAUUCCAAGUGACAGUGAGGAGAGUACAAUUGAGAGUGGAUCCUCAGCCUUACAGAGUCUGCAGGGACUACAGCAAGAACCAGCAGCAAUGGCCCAAAUGCAGGGAGAAGAGUCGCUUGACUUGAAGAGAAGACGGAUUCACCAAUGUGACUUUGCAGGAUGCAGCAAAGUGUACACCAAGAGCUCUCACCUGAAAGCUCACCGCAGAAUCCAUACAGGAGAGAAGCCUUAUAAAUGCACCUGGGAUGGCUGCUCCUGGAAAUUUGCUCGCUCAGAUGAGCUCACUCGCCAUUUCCGCAAGCACACAGGCAUCAAGCCUUUUCGGUGCACAGACUGCAACCGCAGCUUUUCUCGUUCUGACCACCUGUCCCUGCAUCGCCGUCGCCAUGACACCAUGUGAGCUGCACAAGUCACACUAGAGAAGCUGCGCUGGUAUCUUUCCUGUUCGUGUGCUGAGGUCGGGACAAUUUUUUCCUCUUUGACUUCAGCUUGCAUAUGGGGUUGAAGCAGCCCACUGAGCCAAGUUGAGGAGACUGGAGGAAAAGAGAGCUGGUCUCCCAUGGGGCUCUUCAUAUUCUACCUUCACUUCUCCACUGUCCAGACCCGUUUUUUUCAACCUCCACAUGGGUUGAAUUCCAGUGUGGCACCCAUGGCUGCCUUCCCAUCCCCCCUGCUCUGAAAUAGGACUUUUUUCCUACAGUAACAAAACAGGAAUCAAACUCAAGGCUGUGAACAAACAUACGCUGCUUUAUUCUUUCCAAUUUUUCUCUUGUUUUCUAGAACUCUUAUCCAUAUUUUUUUUAAAUAAGUACCUAAAAGUGGUUUGAUAGUGUCCUAAAUGACUUUUUUAACUUCCUAAAUGGAAAGAGCAUAACAAUGUAGUUGAUUGGUAAGAUUUACAGGGAUUUGGUUUCUGAGUUUGAGGCACAUUCCCAGUGAAUAAGCUGAGUCCCAUACCACACUCAAAAGGUUUUAAUAAAUCUAACCCUAUUUCUUCUUAAAGUUUGGUUUUCAGACAGUGCUGGUGCUUCUGCUUCUUAAGUUCAUCAAGGGAAUGAGGAGUUCUUGUCCUUCUCCUCCUCUUUUUCUUCUUUUCCACUUUCUCCUGCAGGAUUAAAGAUUUUGCUGCACAAUUAUUAUUUGUUAGGUUAAAUUUGGACAAAUAUUCAAAGCACACAUAGACAUAUCAGUAAGGAGAAAAAUGUUCCAGGAGAGUAGGUUGGGCAGUGACAGGAACAAACAGACCUAGAAUGAUCCUGAGAACAAAUAGAGGGGUUCAUUUACUUGGAUAGGAUAUUAAAAGUGCUGUUAAUCACAAACCUCAUUCAAAUGGCAGGCUGUCGAGACAGUGUCUUGAGGGGCUGGCUGUAUUGUUUAUUUUUUCAUUUACACAAAGAAGCAAUUGAGUAUAUUGCAUGAUGAGAAAUCACACACUAGGGGCACGUUAUACAGAAGUAAGGGGUUGGAAAAACGGAAUGUUGUUCACUCCAUGGAGUUAUUGGCAUUUGUUCCAAUGUUUCAAAUGAAACAUAAGAUGCUUUUCAUGAAAACUGACAUACAAAAAGCAAUUUGAUGUUCUGCAACUGCUAUGAAAACCUAAGCCAUUUAUUUUAGCUGUGAUAGCAGAUUGCAUAAUAUACUCAUUUAGCUGCCCAAUCAUAUUGUUUUAUAAUAUUACCUGGGGUACAAAAUCCUCUGUUCCUGGCCCUGGACCACAGAUCUACCUCCACAUGGCAUAUUUCCUUUCCUGGGGUCAGGGGUGCGGGAGGGUCUUUGCAUCACUUGAAUUUGGACUCAGCCUCUCUUUUAAAGAUUGUCUUUAUAUUGAACACCUUUUUCUCUUCAACCCUGCUUGAAUACUUUAGGUUACUAUUUCCUGAGGCUGUCCAUUCUCACUAAAUUGUAGAAUUCUAGCACCAAGAAGGGAUUCCGUUAACCAUCUAGUCCUACCCAUCCCUCAUAUUUUACAGAUGAGACAAAUACGGGUCAGAUUUUUUUCUCCAAAUGUUUCUUUGAGCCCUUAUACAACUGCACGCUUAUUCUCCUAGGGAUCACAUAAUUUGAUUUAUUUAUUUUUUGAGAGACAGUUUCACUCUGUCACCCAGGCUGGAGUGCAGUGGCGUAAUCUCGGCUCACUGCAACCUCCGCCUUCUGGGUUCAAGUGAUUCUCCUGCCUCAGCCUCCCAAAUAGCUUGGAUUACAGGUGUGUGCCACCACGCCUGGCUAAGUUUUGUAUUAUUAAUAGAGAUGGGGUUUUGCCAUGUUGGCCAGGCUGGUCUCAAACUCCUGACCUCAAGUGAUGCCCCCACCUCGGCCUCCCAAAGUGCUGGGAUUACAGGUGUGAGCCAUCACGCCUGGCCAGGAUCACAUUAUUAAACCAAAUUAAAGUUUACGUGAUUGGUUGAAAUAUUUGUCUAAUUUUAUAUGUUAUUCUUCAGAAAAACUUUAGAACUCAAUAAUCAUUUACAGCUGAUUAAAUAGCAAGUAAAAUGUACUUGUGGUCAUUACCAUAUAACAUUAGGCACAUGCUUCUAGCACUUCUAUAAUAUCUAGAUUUUAUUUACCUCAUUUUAACUUUCAAUGUCUGUCUAGCUCAUGAACUCUCCAUAAAUCCAAGAACUGCCUGUAGUUUUCAAAAUGACACGUGGGUUUUUACUGUUAUCAUUGUUAUUUUGAUAGGGCUUUUUCCGGAUUUUGGGUAUACACGUUCCCAACUUGCAUAAUAAUUGCUAAUGCACUAGGCGAUAUCUAGGGCCAGUCUGUUAAAGGGGACCUCUAAUGUAGCUGUAAGACAGAUUGGUAAAGAUGAACUAACAAGUUUAAGCUAAUAAUUCAGUAGUUGAUGCAGUAUUUCACAGUAGAGCCUGAGCUUACUCAUUUUCUUCAAAAUUUGGAUCCUGAUAAUCCUUUUUCAGAGUUCAGAACUUAACUGCUCCCCUAAGACCUCAGAAUCUUUUGCAUUGAGACAUAUGAUCUAUUUAUAAAUAAAGGUUAUCAAAUAUCUUGUUGAACUAAUUAGGUUGAUCAAAUUAGGAUCCCAAAUAUUGGGGUCCCUGACAUCUGAGCCUUUAUCUAAAAAUGUUUCUGUAACAUAAUGACAGCUUUUAUGUUUGUUAAUUGCCUAUAGUAAAGAAGCAAUUUUAAGCCUAUUCUCAUUUCCCUCUCCCCUCCAAAAAAUGAUAAAAGCUUUCCAAUUACUUACAUAUGCUCUAAGAAGUGUCUCAGGAUUCAUUAACAGAAUUUUAUAGAGUACAGGAAUUCAAAUAUAGCACAGUGCAGAGUUUACCAAAAACACAUAAAACUUUGCUAGAUAGACAGUGAGGUGGAAAGGAACUAAAAUGUAUCUCUCUUGAAUAGCAUUUGGGGUUCAAUUGAAUUUGUUGUGUUUACAAUAGCAAAGCACCUUUAGCCUGGACAGUUGCUUAGGGCAUCGAUAGGAUUGGAUAAUAUUAUGGGAUUUGUUGCAGCUGAAUUCCUCUAUCUGAUGAUCAGCAGUUGAACAUAAACUUCAUAAUUAUAGUAAAAUUGAGGAAAAACUAUGAGUGUGAAGAGUAUGAACUGAUUGGGUAGAUUAGGCAGAGUGCAUUAUGGGCAAGACAAAGGUUUUCGAUAUUAACUUCUUUUAAAAUAAACUUUUUAUUUUCAAACAGUUUCAGAUUUACAGAAAAAAUGUGAAGCUAGUGCAGAGAGGUCUCAUUUAGCCCACACCCAGUUUCUCCUAUUAUUAACAUCUCACAUUAGUAUGUGGUAUAUUUGUUACAAUUAAUGAAACACAUUGAUAUGUUAAAAUUAUUAACUGAAGUCCAUACUUUAUUCAGGUUUCUUUAGUUUUUACCUAAGAUCCUUUUUAAAGAAUUGUUUUGGCCAGGCACUGUGGCUCACACCUGUAAUCCCAGCACUUUGGGAGGCGGAGACGGGCGGAUCACGAAGUCAGGAGUUCGAGACCAGCCUGGACAACAUGGUGAAACCCCGUCUCUAUUAAAAAUACAAAAAAUUAGCCAGGUGUAGUGGUGGGUGCCUGUAAUCCCAGCUACUUGAGAGGCUGAGGCAGGAAAAUUGCUUGAACCUGGGAGGCGGAGGUUGCAGUGAGCCGAGAUCAUGCCACUGCACUCCAGCGCGGGUGACAGAGCGACACUCCAUCUCAAAAAAAAAAAAAAAUUGUUUCAGCAUCUUGUUCAGGAUUCCACAUUACAUCUAGUAGUCAUAUCUCCUUAGGAUCCUUUUGAUUGUGACAGUUUCUCAGACUUUCCUUGUUUUCAGUGAUCUUGACAGUUUUGAGAGAGAUUUUCCUCAACUGAGAUUUGUCAACUGUCUUUCUCAUGAUUAGACUGAGGUUAUGAGUUUUUGAGAGUAGGACCACGGAGAAGUGCCAUUUUCAUCACAUCAUACAGGCAUACUUUGGAGACAAUGCAGAUUUGGUUCCAGAUCACUGCAACGAAGCAAAUAUUACAAUAAAGCAAGUCACACAAAUUUUUUGGUUUCCCAGUGCAUAUAAAAUUUUACGUUUACACUAUCCUGUAGUCUGGUAAAUGUGCAAUAGCAUUAUGUCUAAAAAACAAUGUACAUACCUUAUUUUAAAAUACUUUAUUGCUAAAAUGUUACUGGCACAAACACAAAGUGAGCACAUGCUGUUGGAAAAAUGGUGCCAAUAGACUUGUUGGUCACAGGGUUGCCACAAACUUUUAAUUUGUAAAAAAUGCUAUAUCAGCAAAGUGCAAUAAAGUGAAGCACAAUAAAACGAGGUAUGCCUGUAUUUACAUGACUCAUCACUGUUGUUUAACCUUGAUCACCUGGCUGAAAUAGUCGUUGUCAGGUUUCUCCCCUGUACUCUUUUCCUCCCCUCCAUACUGUACUCUCUGAAAGGAAAUCACUAUGUGCAGCCCAUGCUUCCGGAGUGGUAAGUUAUAUGCCACACCCUUCAGAGCACGUAUCUUACAUAAAUUAUUUGGAAUUAUUCUCUAAGGGAGAUUGUCUCUUCUCCCCCAUUUAUUUAUUUAUACAAUAUUUAUAUCAGCAUGGACUCAUGGGUAUUUAUUUUAUACUUUGAGUUAUAAUCUAAUACUACUACUUUAUUUUAUUGCUCGAAUUGUUCCAGCUUUGGCCAUUGGGAGCUCUUUUGGGUGAUUUUCAAGUCCUUUUGACACACCCCCAUCAUUUUUUUUAGCACGUCCUUGCUUUCUGCCACUGCAAGAUGUUCCAGGCUCAUCUUGUAUAUUUUGUGGCCUAUUCCUAUAAUCAGCCAUUUCUUCAAGAAGUCCUGGUUUCUUUUACUGGAAAAUUGUAUUAGAAACCAAUAUCUGGGCAUUAGGUAUGCUCACUGUUACUGGGCUAUUGUUGCUUCUAGGGCGUCUCAGCUAACAGAGCAAGGAAACAUAUGUGUGUAUACUAUCCUAUGUAUAUGCACAUUCUAUAAAUAUUUCUAUAUGUAAUCACCCAGAUUUUUAUUUAGCUAAACAUGAGUUCAUAUUGAUGUUUUCAACUCUAACCUGUUACCACGUGAAUCAUUCUAGCUUCUUCCUGUUAGUUACAUGAAGCCUCCCACACUAAUACUGAGAAACCUGGCUCUCAACCUCUGUCAUCUAUUUACUUAAUUUUUCAAAUUCAGUGUGCACAUAUAGCAGUAUCUGAAUUGUUAACCUGUAUACCCAUGGGAAACAACUUUAUCAACUACAGCACAGUGUGUAUGUACAUAAAAAUAGUAAUAUUUUUAGAACUCCAACAGCUCUUUGAAACAAAGUGGUCUGCAAAAUUCUGGAAUUAGGGAUUUCUGUGAUCUGAGUUCCAAGAUUCUGGGGUCUAUCCUGCCCCCAAAAACUUUUUUCAUGAACCAAACCAUCAAGAAUGUACCUAACCUUAAAUAAGCCAAGGGAAGUUACUGAUGCUCCACAGUUUGCUAAUUCUUGUAUGAGGUACUAUAGAGGGAUGGAUAUAGGAGGAACUGGGUGGGCCAAAUUUAAAUAAACACAUAGCACUAUAUUUUCUCACUGUUAAAUAUAGCUCUCUAACAACAGUGAUGAUACCCUGAGUUACCUCUCUUCUGUAUUUUCCCAGGUCUCACUUGGUUGACCUUAGGCAAGUCAUAUCACCUCUCUGUGCCUCAAUUAAUCCAUUUGCAAAAUGGGGAUCUCAAUAUCUACCUCACAGGAAUGUUGUGAGGCUUCUCAUAAAUUGAUUUUGGCAAAAAUGAUGAAAGAUCUUUAAGUGAACAGCCAAGUAUUAUAACCAUUAUUAUAAUGAUAGUUACAGUACCUUAUAUUUACCCUAUGUAAAAGAGAAGAUUAGGCUUCCUAGGUGAUAAACAGAUAAAUUUGAGUAAGAAGGAUAAUUAAAGAGUGGCCACUGGAAGCAAUAUUAUUUAUUCUCUUACUUUCACUUUCCCUAUAUCUUCUUUGUUACUAACAAUAGGAUUAUCAUCUGUUUCCAUACUGGAAAUGUAUUAGGACCUAAAGGAAGAGGUAGGCAAAAUUCAUUGCUUCAGAAGCUGUAUUCUUCCCCCUUUGUAACUCUGCUUGGACCACAUUCCAUGUCACAUUCUCAGAGGCACAAAGGCAAUUUUCCAGAGCCCUUUAAGCUUUGGCCAGUUCAGUUUCACCACUUAUAUUUUCUCUUUCCCAACUUACUUUACUCUGAAUAGUAUAGGUAGGAGAAGGGAAGUUGGGUAGGGUGGUUGGGGGUGGGAGUGGGUUGGAAGAGGAUGGGAUUUAUACCAGUGGCAGGAUAUUUCUUUGUUUUCCAAACACUGGUUUUAAUUUCCAUUUCCUUUUCUGGUGUUGGGGUGGGGUCAGGGGAAGAGAUACUAUUUUGUUAACUGUUAAAAGCUCUCCUUCCUUUCCUAGAGUCGCUACAAGUAGCUGUGUUGGACAUUACUUUAUAACGAUGCUGUAUGCAGUGCUGUUUUCAUUGUAUCACAGAAUUAAAAGGGUAAGAGAGUUCCUAGUGGUGUCCAUCCCUGUUUUUUGACAGGCAGUCACACAGGUGAGCAGUGCCAGAAACUGGUUCUCUUUUUUGUGUUGGGGAAAGGAGCCUGCAGUGAAAGGAUCAGCUGGAUUUUUUGUCAUUGUUAGUUUGUUUAAAUAAAUUAUAAGACAGUAUAUUAAGCUUUAGUCACUGUAACUCUUAUGUUUGUGCCUCAUUAUUUUAGUGCUUUAGAGAAACACCUUGUUUUUCCUCUACUUUAUACUAGUUCUUGCUCCAGAGGCAUGGCUUUGAGGCUAGAAUCAUGAGCAAUCUCUCAUAAACAAGUCUGUUAUGCACCUGGAGAUACUCAAGAUUUGCCUCUGUUAGCAUGGCCACUUAGAGAUUACUCUGUUCUACUUCAGAGACUCUCCACUAUGGCAUCCAUGCAGGGUGUGUGCUUGGAUACUAAGCAAUCUUGUUCAGUAUAAUUAUUGUACUUUUUUAUUAAUAAAAAGAUCUUAAACUUCAGAAA